AUGUCUUCUUAUAGAAGAGAAGAUAAAGAAAUCACAGAACUCUGCAGACUUAACUCAGCAGUAUUCUUAGCAGGGCUCAGGUAUAUUAUAGAAGAGAAACUACAGAUUGAGCUUCUCAGAGUCACUGUCUCUGAAACCAAGCUCUCCCCAGAGUUCUCUCUGAAUGACCACACAGGGUCAUAUGCCACCGUGUUGGCUGGUGAGGGGAGCGGUGUCGCGGUGGAGAGGGCAGGGGAAGAACCGGACACGGACGAACCGACUGGCAGAAGGGACAACAUCUCACUGCAAGGCACAGUGACUACCACCGCGGCUGCAAGAGAAGCAGGGGAAGAAGGAGAAGAAGAUGUAGCAAUGAGAGCAGUGCUUCUACAGCUCAUUAACACUGCUGUCUUCAUCUUCAACUGA
Blastomyces gilchristii SLH14081 is the source of this 405-nucleotide messenger RNA. RefSeq lists its product as uncharacterized. NCBI's taxonomy places the organism in Eukaryota, Fungi, Ascomycota, Eurotiomycetes, Onygenales, Ajellomycetaceae. Bases 1 to 405 code for a protein of 134 amino acids. The record is from RefSeq and is a predicted model, not a curated record. The transcript is spliced from 2 exons.